Messenger RNA from Hypanus sabinus (Atlantic stingray), 1219 nucleotides. It is a transcript of the gene nudt7, whose product is annotated as nudix (nucleoside diphosphate linked moiety X)-type motif 7. The record is from RefSeq and is a predicted model, not a curated record. Gene Ontology annotation, molecular function: coenzyme A diphosphatase activity; acetyl-CoA hydrolase activity. Gene Ontology annotation, biological process: coenzyme A catabolic process. NCBI's taxonomy places the organism in Eukaryota, Metazoa, Chordata, Chondrichthyes, Myliobatiformes, Dasyatidae. The coding region runs from base 113 to 805 and encodes 230 amino acids. The transcript has 4 exons.
AAUUGACGGAAGAGCAAAUUAAAAAAAAGAGAUUGUAAUCCUUGGCAAUGAUGCAAGUGAAAGCAAUUGAAAAUAAGGCAAUUUUGGUUAAUCGCAAUUUAGAGCAAGACUUAUGCUUUAUACAUGCUGGUAUAGGAGAACCUCUAUUAAAGAGAGGGCCAAGCAUGCGUUGAAGUUGUACGAUAUAGGAAGUAAAUACUCAGACUUGACUCUUCCCAGAGCUUCAGUGCUUGUGCCUCUAUUGAUAAAAAAUGAGGAGCUCCACGUCCUGCUCACAGUCAGAUCCAUGAAGUUGCACAGCAGCCAAGGAGAGGUUUGCUUUCCUGGUGGGAAGCAGGAAAAGAAAGACGGAAGUGACAUAGAUACAGCUCUCCGUGAAGCUCAAGAAGAAAUCGGCCUUCCUCCAGAUCAGGUGGAGGUUAUCUGCAAAUUGGUCCCUAUCAUCAACAAGGAUGAUAUUUUGGUAACACCGGUGGUGGCAUUUAUCUCAGAUACCUUCAGGCCACAGCCCAAUGCUGAUGAAGUGAGUGAUGUAUUUAUCCUUCCAUUGUACCACUUCUUAAAGUCAGAGGAGCACUCUUCCACUCCAUACAACUCAGGGAUGUUGCUGCACUUCUUUACGUUUAAAGAUCGGCAGCUGCAAAAGUCAUUCACUAUAUGGGGCUUCACUGCACAGAUCUGUAUUAUCGUGGGCUAUUUAGCCUUAGGACAAAAGCCCUUGUUUAAGGUUGAUUUUGACAUUGAUAAUCCAAUGGCAAGUAUGGAAAAAUAUCUCUUGGCAAAGUAUGCAACUAGUAAGUUAUGAGCAUGUUCAGUACAUUCCCUCUUUCUGUCUUCAAGAGGAUAGGGGUUAAUAUAUUUUAUGAGAUCUUGUGGUUUCACGUGUAAGUUGGUCCACAUUGGCCAUUCUAAUCGUUUACUUCAACAUAUAAUUUUUGUGCUAUCACCUCAAUUUCUGUACUUUUUAGUUUAAUUUACCAUGUUUUCCGUGCUGAUUCUUUGUUGUAAACUGCCAACUAAUUAAAUUGAGUCUUUUGCAAUGUUACCAUAGUUUCUUUAGGAUUGCUGAUGACAUGCUGUGGAUUGAUGUUACCACAGUUUGUUUAGAACUGCUGUUGACAUGUUGUGGAUUGGUAUCUCAGGAACAUUCUCUGUUUAAUAAAAUAUAUACAUCACACACACAGAAAAAUAAUAAAUUAUUUUAGUUAUCAGUAUACUU